This is a messenger RNA of Lodderomyces oxycetoniae, 810 nucleotides long. The record is from the annotation of a RefSeq genome assembly. Lineage: Eukaryota; Fungi; Ascomycota; Pichiomycetes; Serinales; Debaryomycetaceae.
AUGACAAAUAGUGUUAGAGGAUAUUUACAAUUACAUCCUUUCCAUUUAGUUGGUCCUUCACCUUGACCUGUAUUCACUGCUUUUAGUUUAAUGGACUUAGCUUUAAGUUUAGGUCUUACUUCUCAUGGUUAUAUCGCUAGUAAUAUCGCUAUUAUAUUAAGUAUAAUAAGUGUAUUAUAUAGUAUGACUUUAUGAUUUAAAGAUAUUAUAGCUGAAAGUACUUAUUUAGGUGAUCAUACUAUAGCUGUUAAAAGAGGUUUAAAUCAAGGUUUCUUAUUAUUUGUAGUUAGUGAAAUAUUAAUCUUUGCUUCUUUAUUCUGAGCUUAUUUACAUUCUGCUUUAAAUCCUACUAUGGAUAUUGGUAUGUCUUGACCUCCUUUAGGUAUCGAUGUUAUCUCUCCUGCUGAAUUACCUUUAUUAAAUACUAUUAUUUUAUUAGCUUCUGGGGUUACUGUUACUUAUGCUCAUCAUGCUUUAAUUAAUGGUAAUAGAACUAAUACUUUAUAUGGUUUUAUAUAUACUACUAUAUUAAUAGCUUUAUUUGUAGGUUUCCAAUUCUUAGAAUAUAGAUAUGCUGGAUUUACUAUAUCUGAUGGUGUAUAUGGUUCAACUUUCUAUUCUUUAACUGGUUUACAUGGUUUACAUAUGAUUAUGCUAACUAUUAUGUUAAUUAUAUGUACUUAUAGAGUAUAUGAUUAUGAUUUUACUGAUAAUAGUCAUGUAGGUGCAGAAACUACAAUAUUAUAUUUACAUGUAUUAGAUGUAAUAUGAUUAUUUAUCUAUAUAAUAGUAUACUGAUGAGGUUCAUAA